GAGAUAUCAGGGAAGAAGAGAGAGAGUUGUUAGCUAGCUCACACGCUUUCGCAUAAAACUCAAAAACCUGCACUUUCUCGUCUAUUUUCUCGGCAUUCGCGAAACAAGAAAAACCAAACCAAGUCUCCGAGGAACCCCCCCUAAUUUUAACAAAAACCUCCUUCCCUUCCCUUCCCCAUUAGAGAGAGAAACAGAAAGUUUCUACCUUUACUCUUUCAAUGGAUUCUAGAGAACUCCUCCACCACCAACAACAACAACAGCAGCAGAACCAGCAGUUACAACCACCGCCUGGGAUGCUAAUGGGUUCCUUCAACCGCAACCCUAUAAUGGGUCCCACCUCCACAUCUCAGGCUAUGCACCACCACCGCUUACCUUUCGGCUCUCUCCAUCCUCAACACCUUCAACAGCAUCCUCAACAUCCUCAGCAUCAGCAUCAGCAGCAGAUGGAUCAGAAGACGCUUGAAUCUCUGGGAUUCGAAGGAUCGCCUUCCUCGGCCCAGCAGCAGCAUUCGAUGAGAUUCGGUGGGAUCGAGACACAGCAGCAGCAGCAGCAACAGGUUAAGAAGAAGAGAGGGAGGCCGAGGAAGUAUGUUCCUGAUGGCGGCAUUGGUCUUGCUUUGGCUCCUACUUCUCCUGCUUCUAAUUCUUACGGCGGCGGUGGAGAUGGUGGUGGCGGAGUAGGAGCUGGUGGUGGAGAUAGCGGUGGUGGUGGUGGUGGUGCUAACUCUUCCGAUCCACCUGCUAAACGGAACAGAGGUCGUCCUCCUGGUUCUGGGGGAACAGGAGGAGUAGGGUUUACACCGCAUGUCAUCGAGGUUAAAACUGGAGAGGAUAUAGCUAUGAAGGUAGUGGCGUUUACGCAUCAAGGACCACGCGCGAUCUGUAUACUCUCAGCGACAGGAGCUGUUUCUAGUGUGAUGUUUCGUCAAUCUAGCAAUCCUAAUGGUGUUGUUAAGUGUGAGGGACCAUAUGAGAUCAUUUCAAUGUCAGGCUCUUUCUUGAAUACAGAGAGUAAUGGUACUGUGACCAAAACUGGUAGCUUGAGUGUAUCUCUGGCUAGACCAGAUGGUCAUGUUGUUGGUGGUUCUGUUGCUGGAAUGCUUGUAGCUGGUUCACAAGUCCAGGUCGUUGUUGGAAGCUUUGUACCAGAAGUGAAGAAACCGAAACAAAGCGCAAGGCGUGCUCAGAAUACUACUCCCGAACCAGCUUCAGCACCAGCCAAUAUGUUGAGCUUCGGUGGUGGUGGUGGUGGACCAGGAAGCCCUCGGUCUCAGGGACAGCAACAUUCAAGCGAGUCAUCAGAGGAAAACGAAAGUAACUCUCCGUUGCACCGUGGUAGCAACAACAACAACAACAAUCAUCAUGGACUAUUUGGAAACUCUCCUCCGCCGCAACAACUUCACCAAAUGCCUAUGCAGCAGAUGUACCAUCCUCACCUCUGGCCUGGCCACAAUCCUCAAUAAACAGAGAUUGCUUAGUCUGGUCUGCUUCUUUGUUCCGUUUUACACAUCUCUCCCAUAAGUUAGAUUGAGCUUUCCUACUCUCACAUUGUCUUCUGCAGUUCUGCUUCUUCCUACUUUUCUCUUUACUUCAGCUUUUGGUUUUUAGUUAAAUAGAGAGAGACAAAGAUGUUAAGUAGGUUUCAGUUCAUCUUUUUUAGCUCGUUUCUUUUGAUUGUGAUGAUCACAAAGACUUCUCUCCUUUUGUUUCUCCUAUAAUCAACGAAUGGAUCCACUCAUAUCAAAUAUUAAGUUUCAA
Eruca vesicaria subsp. sativa (arugula) is the source of this 1758-nucleotide messenger RNA. The record is from the annotation of a GenBank genome assembly. Lineage: Eukaryota; Viridiplantae; Streptophyta; Magnoliopsida; Brassicales; Brassicaceae.